Messenger RNA from Daldinia childiae, 1806 nucleotides. RefSeq names its product Serine/threonine-protein kinase svkA. The transcript has 7 exons. Gene Ontology annotation, molecular function: ATP binding; protein kinase activity. Bases 1 to 1806 code for a protein of 601 amino acids. NCBI's taxonomy places the organism in Eukaryota, Fungi, Ascomycota, Sordariomycetes, Xylariales, Hypoxylaceae. Gene Ontology annotation, biological process: protein phosphorylation. The record is from RefSeq and is a predicted model, not a curated record.
AUGGCUGAACGAGAUUAUGACGAGAGCAAUGAGGCCCUAGACCCCGAGCUUCUGUACACCAAAGAAUACUGCAUUGGUGGGGGAAGCUUUGGAAAAGUUUACAAAGGCGUUGAGAGGCGGAGCGGUCAAGCUGUCGCUAUCAAAGUCAUCGAUAUCGAGAGCGCCGAAGAUGAGGUCGAAGAUAUUAUACAAGAAAUUGCCAUUCUCUCCGAGCUUCAAUCACCAUACGUCACCAAAUACUACGGAUCAUAUGCGAAAGGUGCCGAGCUAUGGAUCGUGAUGGAAUACUGCUCCGGCGGGAGCUGCGCCGAUCUCAUGAAGCCUGGCAUGAUAGGAGAAGACUACAUUGCAAUAAUCAUAAGGGAGUUGCUCUUGGGCCUUGAUUACCUUCACGCAGAUAAGAAGCUUCACCGAGACAUUAAAGCGGCGAAUAUUUUACUCAGUUCCAAUGGUCAGGUGAAGCUGGCUGAUUUUGGCGUCUCUGGCCAGCUCUCCGCGACCAUGACAAAGAAGAAUACGUUCGUUGGUACUCCGUUUUGGAUGGCUCCUGAAGUCAUUAAACAGUCCGGAUACGAUCACAAGGCAGACAUCUGGUCGCUGGGAAUUACAGCUUUAGAACUUGCCAAUGGCGAGCCACCUUAUGCCGACAUCCACCCAAUGAAAGUUUUGUUCCUGAUCCCCAAAAAUGCUCCUCCUAGAUUAGAAGGAAACUUCACAAAAGCAUUCAAAGAUUUCAUCGAACUCUGUCUACAAAGAGACCCGAAAGAACGGCCGCUAAUUGAGCGUUAUAAUCGAUGGAGCGCAACCCAUAAGUCGGAGGAAGAGGAAACUGUGGAAGAACGAGAAGAUUCGGUUGAGCCAGAACGCGUUAAUGAGGAUAUGUGGGAUUUUGGCACUGUCCGACUAGUGAGCGGCCGAGGAGGAAUAGUUAACCGACCUGACUAUGGUGAGAGCCCCAGGGGAUCAUCACCGACGAAAAUUCAAGCCCAAGACUUCGCCAAUUCCUCCGUAACCAGCACAUUGAAGGCUGCAAACGCCCCGCUAUUAGGGACGUCCCGGCAAUCUUCGCCUCAGCGGAAACCUGUCCCGGUCGUGACACCCGUAUCACCUUCAAAAAUUCCAUUACCUCCUUCACCACAGAAAUACGCACAAGAUCCCAGUACUCCACGGCCUUCGAGGCCCACGCCUAAUACCAGCAUGAUAUCAGCCGAUUAUGAUCGGGCACUGAAGGAUCAAAUACAGCAAGAUAUGGGCGCUCUCAGUAUUGCGCCUCCCCAAUCUCAAGUUACUCAUUCGCAACAGCCUAUAACUCCCAAGAAUUCUCAAGCCCAGCUGCAGCAGCAACGCGGAAUUCCUAGACCCAUCCCGUUUACACUUCCAGAAAUCCCUCCAUAUCGUGGACCUAGUGCGCAACAACAGCCUCCACGGGGAGUUAGCAAUCAGCAUUCUAACCCGGGCUCGCAAGCGUUUGCUUCAAAGGCACAGCCCAAGCAGCAGGCUCCUAUGCCAGACGCCUUCCCGCCUCCCGGCCCCACGAACCCGAAUGGCGAGCUGGACGCACUGAACGACGUUAUCUUCCCGGCUCUCGAGGAAGCCCUUAAGCGACGGCAGAUCCGGCUACAGCAGAUUUACCGCAACGAAAAAGGUUAUUACCCCGCAACGGCAGCGAGCCGAGGCGGCACACGACCGCAUCCGCAAGCACGUAGCGAGCCCGUGGGUAUGGGCAAGGAAGUCGGUACCUUCCUCGAGGGCCUUCUCGAAGAGAUCCUCGUUCGAGUCGAGCCACUGGAUGAAGAUGAAACAUAA